This is a messenger RNA of Paramisgurnus dabryanus, 1376 nucleotides long. The record is from RefSeq and is a predicted model, not a curated record. Lineage: Eukaryota; Metazoa; Chordata; Actinopteri; Cypriniformes; Cobitidae.
UUUACACCCACCCCCUUACUUCACUCUCUCUCUCCCUUGCUCGCUCGCUCCCUCCCUUUCUCAUAGUAACCAUGUGCUUUUCGUGUCAGUAGACACAUUUCACCCUCUUCUCAGAAUAACCAAUGCACAGACAGCUGUCUCUCUCCCUCUCUCUCUUUAUCUUUCUGUUUCAUUGACUUUUCUCUCUCUGUCCUUUUUUUCUUUCUGCGGUUCUGUCUAUUCUUCCCUGGCAGCUUUUUAAUGAUCACUGGCGUUAGAAACACUCCUGCUGAAGAAUUUGCUGUAUUUAACCGCAAGAGGACCGAGGCUUACAGCAGUGCCAACUGAGACAGGCAUCUCACGACAUCAACACAUACAGCAACAAAGAAAGAAGAGGACGUUUCAUCAAAAGUCUGAGGAUUAUUUUUAGAGAGUGCAGGUACUAAACGGCAGACUUGAAAGAGUUGGAUCAUGCUGGGCUGUCAGAUCUGGACUGGGUUUGUGCCCAUCUGUUUCGUGCUGCUCUUGGCAUCUGGUUCAGGACUUGCACGCUUGUUGGUGAAGAGGGGACUUAAUCAGAAGGACUACGAGUACCCCAACCACCCUCAGACCACUCAGCACCAGAAAAACGAUCGCUGUCCCCCACCACCCCAGAUGCUACCCGAGCGGGCCUGUGAGGUUCCAGGCUGCCGAUCGGAUUCCGAGUGCGAGAGACACAAGCGGUGCUGUUACAACGGAUGCAUCUAUGCCUGCCUGGAGUCAGUGCAGCCUCCACCUGUGCUGGACUGGUUGGUGCAGCCCAAGCCGCGCUGGUUGGGAGGGAAUGGCUGGCUGUUAGAUGGACCGGAGGAAGUUCUCCAGGCUGAGGCUUGCAGUACCACAGAAGAUGGAGAUGAACCUUUGCUUUGUCCCACUGGUUAUGAGUGUCACAUCAUCAGUCCAGGAAAACCCUCUGCUGGGAUCCCAAAUCGAGGCCAGUGCAUCAAACAGCGAGGAAACUUGGAUGGACGUAGCCUGAGACACAAGCACUUCAAAGAUUACAAGGAUUAUUUAGGAACUAACUCCCACAAUGCAGUGAGCUAUGAGAAACAACAAAAACAUUUAGGCUGAGACCAAGGACCGAACAUGGAUUCUGUUUAAGGAUUCUGUCACCUGGACAUUACCACAGUGAAACUGGACAAGUCUUUAUCCUCAGUUUGAACCAGAAGUGGUACAAAUUUGGUGCUCUGUGUUUUUUAGGUGCUUCAGAGAAUUGCAAAGCUAAUACUACCUCUUGCAAAAGCCAAAACAUUACAGAAAGUGUCAAAGCCCUAAUACAAUAUCUCUCUUAACUGUGCCAAAAUAAAGGGUUAAACCCCUCAAAUACAGAACAACCAUAUACAGGUGUUGGUCAUUUA